Messenger RNA from Penicillium olsonii, 1626 nucleotides. Lineage: Eukaryota; Fungi; Ascomycota; Eurotiomycetes; Eurotiales; Aspergillaceae. The record is from the annotation of a GenBank genome assembly.
AUGUGGCAGAAAACUAAAGGGUCCCAAAGUACUGCCGUACCGCGGGGGAAAGCUCUACACCGCCUACCCCUUUUCGCUUCUCUUUCACUAUACCGCCUACCUCUCCUGGCUUCUCUCUUCUCUCUCACUUUACCGCCUACCUCUCCUGGCUUCUCUCUUCUCUCUCACUAUACCGCCUACCUCUCCUGGCUUCUCUCUCACUUCUUCGUCACCGCCCAAUUGACACCGCCUACCACUCUUGGCUUCUCCCAGGUUCCUCACAUCACCGCCCAAUCGUCACCGCCCAAUCGUCACCGCCCAAUCGUCACCGCCCAAUCGUCACCGCCCAAUCGACACCGCCUUUUAUUUGCCAAUCCAGUCAUGGAUAACAUUGCGACACCCACGGGACUGUACUGGUCCGACAUCUACCACAGGUUCCUCCCAAUCCCCAAGAGGAUUAGUAUCUUUGGUGUGUUCCCAAUGGAGCCAGAAAAGCCAAUCGUCUCCGAGAAGGCAACUGAUUCUGGCCUUCAUGCCCAGCUUCACCCGCUGGUUGUGAUCACUGUGUCCGAUCAGAUCGGUCGCCAUUUCGCGCGCAACCAAAGAAGCCCUUUGGUCGGUGCUCUUAUGGGCCAGCAAAAUGGCCAAGAGAUCACGUUGGAGAACGUGUUCGAAUGCCCCGUUACCAUUGACGCAGGAGGCCGGAUCAAGCUACCUGCUGCAUGGUUUGAAGAACGUCUGCAACAAUUUAAGGAUGUUCACAAAUCCCCCGCUCUUGAGCUAGUCGGCUGGUGGGCAGUCACUCCAUCAACUGGCCCAACCGAGGCCCACCUGAACCUCCACAGACAGGUUCUCCAAGACUACAAUCCAUCCGCGGUGUUCCUUGCGUACCACAACACCACUCCAGGCUCUUUUCCGGCUAGGGGGCGGGAUCCCAAGCUCCCCGUGACCAUCUACGAGACUGUCUACGAAGGCGAGAACUCUGCCGAUGCAGACAAGAACCUGCAGCUUGAUGGCGAAGGAAUCCCACUCAAGUUCCGAGAGAUCCCAUUCACCGUAGAGACAGGCGAAGCCGAAAUGAUCGGAAUUGAUACCAUUGCCCAGCAUUCCGGAACUGCCUCCUUGGCUGAGACCCAGGAGCAGGCCAGCGCAAAGAUGGAGAACCAGAGCGUCGAGGGUGAGCUUUCACAGGAGGAAGUAGAGAUCGUCGCAAGCCUCCAAACCCGUAUCAAUGCCACCAGGGUCCUUCAGUCUCGCGUUGAUUCCAUGACUGAGAAAUUGGAAAGCGACGAGCAAAAGACCAGUCCUCAGGAUAAGGAAUCCGGAAAGCGAACCCCUUCCGACCAUUCACGCCGUGAAAUCAACGCCAUCCUCUCCCAGGCAUCCCUCCUAACCCCAUCCGAGGACAGCACCCUCCAAGAAGAGAUUGUUUCCCAAAGCAACGACGUCCAGCUGGUCUCUUUGCUCGGCAAGCUCGGUGAGGGUACCCAGGCCAUGCGGGAGCUUGGUCGUAAGACUGCUACCAUCCAAGCUGGCCAGCAGACGGCUGCUUCACGUCAGGAUCCUCGCUCUAACAUGCAGAGGGGCAACCCAGAUUUCUUUGGCCAGGGUGAACAAGGGGGACCCGAUGCUGGAAUGCGGCAGUGA